Molecule: messenger RNA, 5404 nt
Organism: Oreochromis aureus
Lineage: Eukaryota; Metazoa; Chordata; Actinopteri; Cichliformes; Cichlidae
Gene: tut4
Product: terminal uridylyl transferase 4
Exons: 31
Coding region: 387-4967 (1526 amino acids)
Molecular function (GO): zinc ion binding; nucleic acid binding; RNA uridylyltransferase activity
Source: RefSeq, a predicted model, not a curated record
CUUCAUCAUCACUGGCACUCCCACAAUGCAGCGGGGUAAUGUAUUAACAUGGCGUCAAUGGUUGCUGUUUUGACCAGGGCCGUGGGAUUUGAAAACAUUAUGUAGACCACAACCAUGGAGAUAGCUAAAUAAUAAUUUCCAAUCAACUUAAGAGUUCGAAACUAGCUCAGGCGGACGACCGGGCACCGCAGCUAACCCUCAGUAACAUUACGGAGAGGGCUAACAACGUACUCUGCAGAGCAAAGCAACCCCAGGAAGUAAGCGUGAAGCAUUCCCAUAACGUAAGACGGUACAUUUUAGCUUUAAUGACUUUGGGUGGCUUGCCUCCCUGGCCAUCUUCAGUGUGGUGUUGACUCCACCAGGAAUAAGAGCAGAAGAAAAAAGGGAUGGAUGAGUCCUUAAGUCCAGUAAAGCCAGUCAAACAGUCUCAGCUCAGAGGAGCUAAAGCUUUAUCCACUGAGAAAUCAAAUAAAGAGACUCUUGUGCAGAGAGAGGGUCAUAAGUCUGCAAGCCGCAGCAAAGAAAACAGCACGACUGCCAAGGAUGAACAUAAUAUAGGCAGCCAGGUUAGUCGUGGGCCAGGCAAGACUUCUACAGAUACUCCCCAGGACAAGAGAAGAGGUCGGCCAUCCAGAUUGAGUAGGCUGACUGGAAGAACGGGUUCUGGGGAGAGAGGUAAAGGAAAAGGCGCAAGCUUACAGCAGCACCUUGUGCCACAGGCUUCUGAGUCCAGGGCAUCUCUUUCUGCAGACAGCAGCCCCUCAGCAAACAAAGAGAGCAGCUCUUCUGUAGUGCCUGUUACCCCUGACAAAGGGCUUACAGAGCAGGCCAGGAGCUCUAUUAGAGCCCUGGCAAAAGAAAAAUCCCACGUGUUGAAAGCUGCAACACUGAUGCAUCAGUCUGUGCAAGAGGGCCCAGAGGUGAGGCCCACUGUGGAGGAAGGACCUCUCACAGAGCAACAGCUGGGCCUCCGACAGGCAGAGGACCGUCUCCGCAGAGACUACAUCUACCGACUGCUGAAACAGUCCCCUGAGUACCCAAACUACCAGUACAUAUGCAAGCUGUGCUCUGUGCACAUUGAGAACAUUCAAGGAGCACACAAACACAUCAAGGAAAAGAGACACAAAAAGAACAUAAUGGAGAAACAAGAGGAAAAUGAGCUGCGUGCCCUGCCACCUCCUUCUGCUGCUCAGCUGUGGGCUGUCAAUGCCGCUGUCCUAGAAACUGCCAGGCAGCAAGGGAUAUCAGAUGAAGACUUUGAGAUUCGAAAAACAGUUGUCAGCAGGAUGGAGAUCAUUAUACAGAGACACCUCACAGCUUGUUCGCUCCGUCUCUAUGGUUCGUGUCUUACCCGUUUUGCCUUCAAGACAAGUGAUAUCAACAUUGAUGUCACCUACCCUCCCUCAAUGACACAACCUGAAGUCUUAAUUCAGGUGCUGGAAAUCCUCAAAAACAGCCCCGAGUUUUCUGAGGUGGAGUCAGACUUCCAUGCCAAAGUACCUAUCGUGUUCUGUCGGGAUGUUAGCAGCGGCCUGAUGUGUAAAGUGAGUGCAGGAAAUGAUGUUGCUUGUCUUACAACCAAUCAUCUGGCAGCCCUGGCUAAACUGGAGCCCAGAUUGAUUUCAUUGGUGUUGGCCUUCCGCUACUGGGCGAGGUUGUGUCACAUUGACUGCCAGGCUGAAGGUGGCAUCCCUUCAUAUUCCUUUGCCCUCAUGGUCAUCUUCUUCCUGCAGCAGAGAAAAGACCCUAUCCUCCCUGUCUACCUGGGCCCCUGGAUUGAAGGCUUUGAUGUCAAACGUGUGGAUGAAUAUCAUUUGACUGGAAUUACAAUGGACAUGUAUGUCCAGUGGGAGCAUAGACCUCCGACCUCUACAGAAGGCCGGGGAGAGAACAGAAACGAGGCCAAGGGAGAAGGCAGGACCAAACCUCAACACCGCAAUGAUGCCCCUAACUCAGAGGGCUUGAUCCGCCUAACCUUCAACGUGGGUAAAGAUGUUGCACUGGGCCAGUUAUGGUUGGAGCUUUUACGUUUCUACACACUGGAAUUUGCACUUGAAGAAUAUAUCAUCAGCAUCCGCUUAAAGGACCUCCUCUCUAGGGAAGUGAAGAACUGGCCUCGCCGCAGGCUUGCUAUCGAAGAUCCCUUUGCCUUGAAGAGGAACGUUGCUCGAAGCUUGAACAGCCAGAUGGUCUUUGAGUACAUCCAGGAGCGUUUCAGAACAGCUUACAAAUACUUUGCUUGCCCUCAGAAAAAGGGCACUGGAGGACGCCGAACAAAGAAGAAAGCAAGGGCACAGGGUGUAAAAUUGGAAGAAGCUGAGAAGAAAGAGCCUUCAUGUACGAACAAGGACGAGAACAAUGUCAAAGGAGAAAAAAGCCAGAGUGUUCAAAGAGGGCACCAGGGAUCAAAGGAGGACGAAGAGCCUGACAAUGAUGAUGAAGAUGGUUCAGAUCCAUCCAAAGAAAGGAAUGAGAGCACUUUAGACACCCGCCUCAUGGACAUGCUUCUCAGUGAGGGAAACACACCUUCCUUCUCCCCCAAUGGCCUGCUGGAGAGUGACAAGGAAGAAGAAGAAGAGGAAGAGGAGGAUAACGGAGUUUCAGAGGAUGACGGGCCUGUUGCACCAGAUGAUCUGCACUAUGUGUUUGACAAGAUGAUUUUCACUUGUGGAAAGCCUCCAACUGUCGUAUGCAGCAUUUGCAAACGAGAUGGUCACCUGAAGGACGAGUGCCCUGAAGACUUUAAGAAAAUUGAGCUGAAGCCUCUGCCCCCUAUGAAUGACCGCUUCCGAGAGAUCCUCGAUGGCCUCUGCAAACUAUGUUACUAUGAAUUGUCACCUACACAUGCUGAACAGCAGAGGAGGGAGCAGAUCCUUGCUAGCCUGGAGAGGUUUAUAAGGAAGGAAUACAAUGAAAAAGCCCAGCUUUGCUUGUUUGGAUCUUCCAAAAAUGGCUUUGGAUUCCGUGACAGUGACCUUGACAUCUGCAUGACUCUGGAGGGGCAUGAAACUGCAGAGAAGCUGAACUGCAAAGAAAUCAUUGAAGGCCUUGCAAAAGUGCUCAAGAAGCAUACAGGUUUGAGGAACAUCUUACCUAUCACCACAGCUAAAGUGCCUAUAGUGAAGUUUGAACACAAACAGAGUGGUUUGGAGGGGGAUAUAAGCCUUUAUAACACACUGGCUCAACACAACACCAGGAUGCUAGCUACAUAUGCGGCUCUGGAUCCACGUGUGCAGUUUCUGGGAUACACAAUGAAGGUCUUUGCAAAGCGCUGUGACAUCGGUGAUGCUUCCAGAGGGAGCCUCUCUUCUUAUGCUUACAUCCUGAUGGUGCUUUACUUCCUGCAGCAGAGGCAGCCACCUGUUAUUCCUGUCCUGCAGGAGAUCUUUGAUGGGAAUACUGUUCCCCAGCGGUUGGUAGAUGGCUGGAACGCUUUCUUUUUUGAUGACCUUGAGGAUCUGCGUCGUCAUCACUCAGAAAAUCAGCAGAACACAGAGUCUGUGGGAGAGCUGUGGCUGGGACUUCUACGCUUUUACACUGAAGAGUUUGACUUCAAAGAGCACGUGAUCAGCAUUCGCCAAAGGAAACGCCUCACCACGUUUGAAAAACAGUGGACCAGCAAAUGCAUCGCCAUUGAAGAUCCCUUUGAUUUGAAUCAUAACCUCGGUGCUGGAGUUUCUCGUAAAAUGACAAACUUCAUCAUGAAGGCAUUUAUAAAUGGGAGAAAGUUGUUUGGAACUCCCUUUUAUCCCGUCCCGGGCACUGAAGUGGAAUACUUUUUUGACUCUAAGGUGCUGACAGAUGGUGAAUUGGCUCCUAAUGACCGGUGCUGCAGGAUCUGCGGAAAAAUUGGACACUACAUGAAGGACUGUCCAAAGAGACGCAGAAUGAAGAAGAAGGAAAAUGAGAAAGAUGAGGACAUCAAAGAGGAGGAACGAGAGCCAAAGGAUCGGCGUUGCUUCCAGUGUGGGGACAUGGGGCAUGUACGGCGAGACUGCCCUGAAUAUCGUCACCUCAAACAAAGAGCUGCCGGAGCACCAGCUUCUCACAUGGUGCGAACUAUAGUGAGCUCUCAGUCCAUCCCUAUUCCCCAGACAGCUGCAGACUGUCCUGGAAGGACCAGACAGGCCUCAGAAUGUUCUGAUAGUCGUCAGACUCCACCCUACUCACCACAGCCCACUGCUGUCCCCCCAAGUUCCACCCACUCCUCCAGUUCUCCUCAGCCCUCCCACACUAAGACCAAUUCUGCUGGUCCCCUCAAGCAGUCUGCACAUCCCCAGGUCCCGCUCUCUCUCCUUAGCUUUCCUACCUCCCACCCAGGCCAGUAUCACCCAGGUGCACUCACUGCACUGGGACUUCUUCCCACCCACCAGCACCAGUCACACCAGUCCCAGGGGCAGUCUACUCACCCAGUCCACCUCCCCUCCACCUCCUGGCCCAUCCACGGACCAGUCCUCACCUCGUCCUCUCCCACUGCCCCCUCUCCGCCUGGCAUGAAAUUCGCCCUGCGUUCAGCGUCCGGGAACGGGAGUCCCACAGGUUCAGGUGGAAACCCCAGCCCCAUGAAUCUGAAUGACCCCAGCAUAAUAUUCGCCCAGCCGGCGGGGAGACAGCUGGGCAUCAGCGGGCCAGGACGGGAAGGACACUGGCACAACCACUUGGCACAGCCUGGGUCACUCAUGGGCAAUGGCACUGUAGUCAAGUCAGAGUCUGGCCACCCGGCUUCGUUUGUAGCUGUGAGCCAAGGCUCUCGGUUAUGGGAGCACAAUAAAACCCCUCAGUACACUCUGUCUCCAUCCUGGCCCUACAGAAUGCCCCAGAACUACAUCCAGCAGGGCAACGGAGGCUACCAGCAUGGUAAACCCUUUGUGGCCCAAGGUUCUAUGAUGCAUCCGAAUCCCAACUUCCCACUGGUCCCUCAUGUCCGGCAUCCAGUGAAUUUGAAUUUCAUCCAACAGAAGAAGUAAACUGGCAUCUUUUUUUAAUCAGGCUUAUGGUCAGUAAAACAACGCAUAAAGCAUCAUUUGAUCACAAGACGAUUUUUAAAAUGAAUUUUAUCAUUUUUGUACAGUUUUUAAGUUUUACUUUUUGUGUCAUUACAUUGAUUUGUGAUACAAAUGUCAAAUAUUUUAAUACCCCCGUUUUUGAGGGGGUCCAAAAAAGUGUUUUUAUUUUAUGUGUAAAGUAAGGAGGACAAAUGUAAACCUUUAUUUUUAUUAGCUUUAUUCAUACUUUGCUUGCCACAAGAUGAAGGCUUUGAAUAGAUGUUUGUUUUAAAAACAAUCUAACAUGUCACCCUAAGUAUGUAGUGCCAAAAGCAUUGAUAGCAAGAAAAAAGGGGGAAAGUCUUAAAUAAUAAUUAAAAAAAAAAAGCUAUAAAAAAAUAAACAAAAAAGCAAACCGC